AUUACUUAGUUACUCUGGUAAUUAAUUAUGUAUCCCAAGCGCCGCAGCCGCCUUUCCCGCCUACCAGGGUGCCCGCCCAUUGCAGCGAUAAUUAUAACUUUGCGCCAACCUCGAAUGGCUCGCCAACUUGCAAUUGCAUCUUUGCUUCAGCUCAAGCUAGCUCGAUCGACGCCACAAAGAAUCCAUGGUCGCGCUUUCCGGAGCGGCGUUACCAGUGACGCCUGACAAGAACACGAGAGACAAGAUUGAGAUCGAGAAGGUAGUCCGCAAACUCAAUACCGAUUAUGGAAUCGGCAUUCAGAUCCCCGACCCCACUCUCAGCCCGAACGACCGCCGGAAUCUCGGGGCUCGAGACGAGCAGUUUGCGCGGUGGGAUCGCAUCCACCGCGGCAUUCAGUUUCUAUACUACCAGCGCGGAGAUGUCUUAGAACAGGCCCUUUGCGCCUUCUUCAGCGAAGCCAAGGCCGCAAGCCUGCGCUGGGCGCCGAAGCCUCGUGCCAAUCCGGGAACCUUCCCGUCGAUACGCACUCCUCCCAAGGCGCAGACCGCGGAUCAGCAGGAGAAUCUGCAAAAUAUCCUGAUAAAGGUCAUCAACGACUACAAGGCCCGCAUGACUCCGAGCCUGCGGCUCCCCAAACCCAGUGGCGCCGCUGUUGUCGCACGCCCGGGCGACGAGUCAGACGCGAGCUCGCCCAAGUCGGCUUCCGAAUCCCCUAGCUCUGCUAGCUCCAAGCGGUCUUUUGUUAGGGACGAUGACCACGAGUCCAAGCGACUGAGAGCCAAGGAAUUUUCAGCACUGCGCUAUCAAUCACCGGCUUCCAUAGAUGCUCUCGAUAAGGUACCAAGCCGUCGACGACUUGGUGGUGCUCGGACAGACUUGUCUCCUGAGCGUCGCAGCGUCGACGAGGAGCCGGGCAUUUCUAGUAUUGCCGCCAGCAGCAACAGCAGCAGCAGCAAUGUUUCCAGUCUUUUUAGUCAUAGCGAGGGACAGCAACUAAGCCAAACAACGCAAGACGAGGAUGUAUACGAGAAGCGCCUCCUGGCCACGAGAGGUUUGGCAUUUUCGCCGCCUCUACACUGUGAUCUUCCUCGUAGAUCCGCGCCGCAGGCGUCCGCGUUCGAAGAAUUGGGAGACCCCGUCCAGCAUCCUUCACAGCGGUCAUCUACAUCCAGUGGCGAUGGCUCGGGCUUCGCUGGCUCUAGCAAUGCUACACUGGGCAAGACUUUGGAGACUCCCCGAAACCGAGGUGAUCGCCUUUCGGAAGCGCGCAAGCCUAGCGUCAUUCACUCGAGGCUACAGAACAUCUGGCCGAAGUUCCCAGCCUGGCUCCAUGAUGCGCCACUUGCCAUUGCUUGGGAGAUUACCCGAAUCUGUCUUCAUUGCAAAGUUGAUCUCGAAGACAGCGCGCUCAAAUACGACCCCUCAUGGGCGAGCUCGGAUAUGCUUACCAUCUGGAAGAGUCUGAUGCAGCUCGAUGUGUUCCGUGGGAAGUCGUUCCCCGAGCGACCAUCGGCUGAAGUCUUCGCGGCUGGCCUGACGAGUUUUGAAAGCAGGGGAAACGCGGUGGUGAUGUCGGCCGCACUGGAAUUUAACCCCGAGGAAGACGGUCCUCUCUUUCUGCUCGACAUGAGGCCGCUUCAAUUUGAUGAAGGCUGCAGGCUGACCAGGCGCUUCGGUCCGGAUCGUUUUCUGGAGGUUCUUGUUCCAUCGCCCACUGCGCUAAACGCGCCUCCGAUCAUCAAAAAGACACAAGGAGCUGCAGAGGACAUCAUCCGAUGGUUGACCCAGCAGCCACACUUCUUGGUCGGACGGCAGUGGCGGGCGUUCUUUUCAAAGGAUGCAGGAUACAGGAAGCCGGCAAAGGAUUUCACGCUCGGCCCUGAUGCCAAAGCCAUAUACAAAGAGAGGGUGCAUUUCUUCGCGGAGAGCGGUCCUAACUUCCGGCCCGCAGUCAUCCGCGCGUGGCACGACAUCCCCACAGACACCGUACAGCAGCGAACACAGCUCAAGGUGAGCCAGAUGUUGGAUUGGCUGUUACAGCUGGAAAGUAAUAGGGAGCAACCCUACUUAAAGCUUUUCUCGCGUAUCCAGCUGGGCCUUAGCAAAACAACCCCGACCGUAACCUUUGAGCCCGGCCAGAUCAUCCAUCGGCCCGAGGACAUCCUGUCUCCCACCAAGAAGAUCAUGAACGAUGGAAUCGGCCGCAUGUCACGCAGCGUCGCGAGAAAGAUUCGCGACCUCCUUGGGUUGACCGAUAUCCCCUCUGCCGUUCAGGGGAGGAUCGGGUCGGCCAAAGGGAUGUGGCUGAUGGAUGUGACCGAUCAUGGCGAUGCUGAUUGGAUUGAGACAUACCCGUCGCAACGCAAAUGGAACUGCGAUGACGCUGAUGAGCCUUUUCACAGGACACUCGAGGUCCGUAAGGUAGCGUCAGAGCUGAAGCCAGCUAGCCUGAACCUACAGUUCUUACCUGUCCUGGAGGACAGGGCUGUAGAUAAGAAGGCUAUGAGAUGCGCCAUUAGUAACCGCCUUCUUAAUGACCUGGCCAAGCAGUUUGAAGAUCAAAAGACGGCCCUCAAGCGCCCGUUACAGUUCCGGCAGUGGGUUCAUGAAAACUCGAACAACAACCGACCCGAGCGCGUCAAACACGGCCAAGUGCCCUUUCUUGGUGGGCUCCCCGCAGACAAGAAUGAGAUCCUCGCCCUCCUUAUGAAUAGCGGCUUCGACCCGAAAUCGCAAAGGUACCUUCGAGAUCUGGCUUGGGAGCUACAGAAGCAAAAGUGCGAUACACUCAGAACCAAGCUUAACAUCAAAGUUGGCCGGUCUGCUUAUAUCUAUAUGGUAGUAGACUUCUGGGGCGUCUUGGAGGAAAACGAGGUGCACGUGGGCUUCUCCUCCAAGUUCAGAGACGAGUUGGACGGGGUUUCCUACACGCUUCUGGCCGAUUGCGACGUCCUUGUCGCUCGUUCGCCGGCCCACUUUGUCAGCGAUAUACAAAAGGUGAGGGCUGUAUUCAAGCCCGAGUUGCACGCUCUCAAGGAUGUCAUUGUGUUCUCUACGAAAGGAGACAUCCCCCUUGCCGAUAAGCUGUCGGGGGGCGACUACGACGGGGAUUUCGCUUGGGUAUGUUGGGAUCCUGAAAUCGUCGACAACUUUGAGAACGCCGAGGUGCCCGUCGAGCCGGACCUUUCUGCAUACCUCCGUAAGGACAAGACGACGUUCGACGAACUGGUGUGCCGGACCGGGAAGACGGGCCGUCGCGCUCGCCAUGAUGCCGUCUACGACAUGAUCGACAAGAGCUUCCAGUUUGCCAUGCAGCCAAACUACCUGGGUAUCUGCACAAACUACAAAGAGAGGCUGUGCUACUACAACAAUAGUGUCAGCGACGAAGGUGCAGUCCUUCUAAGCAGCCUCGUCGGCAAGUUGGUUGACCAGAGCAAGCAGGGCAUCAUCUUCACCGCCGACAGCUGGGACCGGCUACGGAGGGACAAGUUCCCCGGCAAGAUGUACCUGGACGACCCCGCUUACAAAGGGAAUUACUGGUCCGGUCCCGGAGAGCCGAGCCACAUCAUCGAUUACCUCAGAUUCUCCGUCGCGAAACCCGCCAUCGAUCACGAACUCCAGUCCUUGCAUGAGUCCAUGGGACCCGAGUCCUCGGCCGGAGCGUCCGAUGGCGCCGCGCACUGGUGGGAUCCGGACCUGACCACGUACUACGAGCACCUGAAGGGCCUGGCCAAGGACACGAGGUCACGUUCGCUCAAGUCACUCCUAGACGCGCUCCAGAGGGCCAUCGGCUCCGCGGAGCUCGAGUGGAAGCGUACCAUAUCCAGCCGCAGCAGCACCCUCAGCUACCCGGACAGGGUCAAGAAGGUCUACGCUAAGUGGCUCGAGAUCGACUUCGCCUCGGUCAGUGGCCGGUGUUCCGACGGAAUCGGAAGCGGCUCUAAGCUGGCCGCGCUGUUGGAGCAGCCGUUUCUGGCCGAACGCGGGGCGGGCGCAACCAGCUACUGGGCCCUGCUCAAGGCCAGCACGGCAUUCAAGCUCUACUACAACACGAGCCCCAAGUUUGUCUGGCAGAUGGCGGGCUACCAGCUCGCAUUCAUCAAGGCGCAGGUGAGCUCGGGCGUUGGGGGCAUGCCGGUGCUGGUGACGCCCCUCAUGUAUGCCGGUCUGGCUACCGACGGGCGGUUCGUCAAGCAGUACGUGGCGCGGUUGGAGGGGGAUGGUUCCGAGUAUCAUGACGCAGAGGGUGGUCGGGAUAGUGGCGACGAAUUUGAGUAAGAAGACGACGUCAAUUAGCGCUGGAGUAUGGCGUUGAUUAAUUAUCAAUUUUCUUGCGUCUUUUUUUUUUCCAGAUUCUUUUUCUAUUGGCAACCUAACUGCCCCAAGCCGACUUCGUGGGUGUCUUGCUCGGACAUAUUCCAAAUCAGCAUAGUUUUUUUUUCU
Messenger RNA from Thermothelomyces thermophilus ATCC 42464, 4444 nucleotides. RefSeq lists its product as uncharacterized. Gene Ontology annotation, molecular function: RNA-directed RNA polymerase activity. The record is from RefSeq and is a predicted model, not a curated record. Bases 185 to 4279 code for a protein of 1364 amino acids. The transcript has 2 exons. NCBI's taxonomy places the organism in Eukaryota, Fungi, Ascomycota, Sordariomycetes, Sordariales, Chaetomiaceae. Gene Ontology annotation, cellular component: nuclear RNA-directed RNA polymerase complex. Gene Ontology annotation, biological process: siRNA processing.